GUAUGUGACGUCAGCUCCAUGUUGCUUCCGGGUUUGCUUUAUUUUCCCUGACGUUCAGGUAGAUUCUUUGUUGUUUUGAGUUAUUGGAUAUUUAUUUCAAAAUGAACCGUAUUUUUGGCCGAGGAAAACCGAAGGGACCACCACCAAAUCUCACAGACUGCAUAGGGAAUGUUGACUCGCGAGCGGAAUCUAUUGACAAGAAGAUUGCCAGACUAGAUGUUGAACUGGUCAAGUACAAGGAUCAGAUGAAGAAGAUGAGAGAUGGCCCUUCAAAAAACAUGGUCAAGCAGAAGGCGAUGAGGGUACUGAAGCAGAAAAGAAUGUACGAGGGCCAGAGAGACAACCUCACACAGCAGUCCUUCAACAUGGAACAGGCUAACUACACAAUCCAAACUCUCAAAGACACAAAAACAACAGUUGAUGCCAUGAAAAUUGGAGCCAAAGAGAUGAAGGCGGCAUACAAGAACGUGAAGAUCGAUCAGAUUGAGGAUCUCCAAGACCAGCUGGAGGACAUGAUGGAGGACGCCAACGAGGUGCAGGAGGCGAUGAGCAGAAGCUACGGGACGCCAGAGAUCGAUGAUGAUGACCUGGAAGCAGAGCUGGAUGCCCUGGGAGAUGAGCUCCUGCUUGAUGAUGACAGCUCCUACCUGGAUGAGGCCAGCAAUGCCCCCUCCAUCCCAGAGGGAAUACCCAGUGACAGGGCACCAAACCGGGAUGGAGUUCUGGUGGAUGAAUUUGGCCUGCCACAGAUCCCUGCUACAUAAUGGAUGGACAGCAGGCAGAAACCAAUGGCAACACUCCCAACUCUUUUUCUUUUCUUUUUUUUUUAAUGUAUAGCCUUUUUACAACAUACACUGAAUAUACCAAAUAUUAGGAACACCUUCCUAAUAUUGAAUUGCGUGCCCCCUCCACAUACCCAAUCCCCCCCCAAAAUAAAUAAUUAUUCAACCUGUCUCCUCCCCUUCAUCUACACAGAUCAAUAAGGGAUCAUAGCUUUCACCUGGAUUCACCUGGUCAGUCUGUCAUGGAAAGAGGCUGCUUUGUAUACUCAGUGUAUAUCCGACUGACAUGCAUUACAUGGUGGUGGACAGAGAAAAACAACUUGCCUUAAUUAGGUUACCUUGAUUGAAUAACUGAUAAUGUCAAAAAUAUAAAUAAAAAAUCGAUAGUGA
Messenger RNA from Oncorhynchus gorbuscha (pink salmon), 1172 nucleotides. RefSeq names its product charged multivesicular body protein 5. The coding region runs from base 102 to 764 and encodes 220 amino acids. NCBI's taxonomy places the organism in Eukaryota, Metazoa, Chordata, Actinopteri, Salmoniformes, Salmonidae. The transcript has 8 exons. Gene Ontology annotation, cellular component: multivesicular body. The record is from RefSeq and is a predicted model, not a curated record. Gene Ontology annotation, biological process: late endosome to vacuole transport via multivesicular body sorting pathway; vesicle budding from membrane.